AGAGACAGAGGCUCCAGCCCUCUGGGACAGUUUUGGGGCUGGACAGAGUGGCUUUUUAUGUAGAACAUCACCGGACACCACCACCACCACCAGGAGGGCUGCUGUCAGUUGUUUUCUGUGUGUGUGUCUGUAGUGAAACCAGACCUACCUCUGAUCCCAGUGCCACACACACUCCUCCAUCUGCUGCCCAGGAUCCUGCCUUCUGCUUCCUCUGGACUGAGCCGCCUCCUCCGAGAGAGUGUGUUUAGACUCAUGGAGAACUGAUUCUCGGGAGGUCAGGAGUGUCGAGCUCUGAUGUGGAACUUGUGGGAUUAAACUUUCCAGAGGCUCGGUGGACUGGAGCCAUGAGGCGGGCGGUGCUGGGUCAAUGACCAGAGGAUCCCAGAGGGAGAAUUGCAAGCUUCACUAGAACCUCCACGUUUGCGCGAUUGUAUCUCCUGUACUCGUAAGACCGCGUCGUGGUUUACCUGAGUGCGUGAGCAGCCCAUGUGGGCGCCGAGGGAUGCGGAUCUGAGCAAACGCCGUGCCCCGAUGCCCGCUGCCAUGCUCCCGUGUCCUGCGCCGACCGGGUCCGACUGGAGCUUCCAGAACCCGGUGGGUGUGGACUGCAGCUCCCCGGAACCUCGCUGCAUCUGGGUGGCAGUCCUGCGCGGCAGCCCCGGCCCUGUGCCACUGCCGGCCCCACCUCCCACCGUGCUGCCCACUGGGCAGAGCAAGAGCGCUCUUCAGCCCAUGGCGAGGGGCCGGAGGGAUGGUGUCUCCUCAGGUGGUGACAACCCUCGGCCGCCGAUGGCGACCCGGCCGGGAAGGGAGGGGGUCAGCUUGGGCUGGAAAGGUCCCCGGACGCUGGUUCUCCAUAAGAACUCCCAGGGUUUCGGUUUCACGCUACGCCACUUCAUCGUUUACCCUCCAGAGUCUGCCCUGCACACCAACCUCAAGGAUGAGGAGAACGGUAAUGGAAAGGGGUACCAGAAAGGUCGACUGGAGCCGAUGGACACCAUAUUUGUGAAGAACGUGAGGGAAAAGGGUCCGGCCCACCAGGCGGGCCUGUGCACAGGGGAUCGUCUGGUGAAAGUGAACGGUGAGAGUGUUUUAGGGAAGACGUACUCGCAGGUGAUUGCCCUCAUUCAGAACAGUGAGAGUGUGCUGGAGCUGUCCAUAAUGCCCAAAGAUGAAGACGUGCUUCAGUUGGUAAGUGCGUACUCCCACGAUGCCUACCUGACAGGCAACGAACCCUUCUCAGGGGGAGCUGAGAACCUCCCACCACCACCUCCCCUCUGCUACCCACGCACCAAGUCUACGCCCCCGUCUGGAGGCCCUCUAUCUGCAGGCAUGGGCCAGAACCAGCUGGAUAACUGGAGUCGCUGGCCAGGCUCUUCCAGCCCCUCUUCACCCCUGGACAACCACUCCGCUGUGGGCAGCCCCGCCAGCUGGCAGGAGGGGCGUGCAGGAGAGCCAGGAGGUGUAGGUCACAGCAGUCCAGCCCACCGCACAGAGGAGAUCCAGUAUGGUAUGACCAGCAAGCAACCUCAGGGCCAGACCAGGGGACGCUCCUACUCUUCCUCCUCGUCGUCAGGCGGCCCCUUGUCCAGCCCGCUUCAAGUCCACUAUCCCAACCACCACGCUGUCAGUCCCCCUCAGGCUCCCCCACGAAAGUCCAGCUCAGCCUGGACCAGUCCUCCCCCGCCCCAGCUCAGCCACAGCCGCGACAACCGCUGCCAGCAGGCCCUCUCAGACUGGUACUACAGCCAGCAGCCUGAACACUCAGGACGCUGCAUGCAGACACGACACCGCAGCUACUCUCAGGACCGACUCAGUGACAGGAGGCAGCAGCAGCAGCAGCAGCGGACGGGUGGCUGGCCUCACAGCGCCUCCCAGGAUACUCUGCUGUUAUUGCAGCAGUCAGGACCAGGACCACAUGGAGAGCCCUGCUGGUCAUAUGGAGACUGGGAUGUGGGCCCAGGGCGGGGACACUCGUCGUCUAAUUAUACCCGAACUCGUUCUGAAAACCUUCUGGCCCAGUACGAUCGCCAUGGCCGCUCGUUAGAGAUGCUGGACCGAGCAGCCGCUGAACUGGUCCCGUCUCGGUUUGAGCGGCCUUCGUGGCAACAGCCUCCACAGCCACCCCCCAGGACUGAUGCCUACCCAAGACCGGGGGGCCAUCACAGUGUAACACAAGCUUCAGUGACGCCCCGGCACACACCGUCGCAUUCUAAACACCUGCCACAGUCCCACACUCCGACCCACUCACAGCCCCAGGCCCAGCAGGCUGCCCCCCAGACCAGACGGCUUCCCUCUGGGCAGAGCAUGGACGACCAGCCUGUGGGCUACCGCAGCUACAGCCCCUCUUUUUACCGCAAGACGGGACGCAUCUUGCAGCAAGCACACUCUUUCAGGGACCCUUCAUACUCUGGCCCUCACUUGAACUGGAACCCAACUCCUAAAACCAGCCCUCCAGAGGGCACAACGCCAGCCAUCACCGCGUCUACGUCAUCUCCACUUGCCUCAGCGACUCCCGAAUCCCAGGACAGAGUGUACAGGCCCACAAACCACGAGAGGGAACGGGAGUCGGUGGAGGUGCAGGCAGAGGUCACGCAGGAAGUGGUGCUGAGGCAGAAACCUCCCACCGGGCGAAGGAACGCUCACGGGAUGCGUCACCCUCACUAUGUGCUGCCCAUGGAUGGGCUAGAACCCUCUUUGUUUUCCUCUGAUCCCCAGGACUCAGCCUCCGCUCCUGGUUCCACAGGAGAUGUAGCCCCGCGCAAACCAAACGGUAACCUCGCCCCGCUCCAAAUAGAGGAUGACUCUCUGGCCUCCAUCCCCUUCAUUGAUGAGCCCACCAGCCCCGGCGCUGAUUUGCGCGCCCGCCAUGUGCCGGCGUCCUCUGUGGUGUCCAGCGGCAUGAGUUCAGCGCCCGCCGUUGUCACAAGCCCCGCCUCCCCCACCUUCACCUUUCCCCUCACUAGGCUCUUCUCACACGACUGCAGCAGUAUUAAAUCGAGUCGCCGUUCCUCCUAUGUUCUAGCCAUCACCACCGAGCGUUCCAAGUCGUGCGACGAAGGACUCAACACGUUCAGGGAGGAAGGACGCGUCUUCUCGAGGUUACCAAAGAGAGUGAAGAGCUUCUUCACAGACGGGUCACUGGAAAACCUUGGGACGGCAGAGGAGGUUCGAUCCAAACGCCAUUCCACCUCCGAGCUGGGAACCAUCGUUUACAGCGACGUACGCAGAGAGGGAUGGCUGCACUUCAAACAGAUCCUCACAGAGAAGGGCAAAAAGGUGGGCAGCGGCAUGCGUCCUUGGAAGCGAGUCUUUUCGGUGCUUCGCUCCCAUUCGCUGUUCCUCUACAAGGACAAGAGGGAGGCGGUGCUUCGCGGGGCCACCGUCGGUGGCUCGGCAGAGGACGAGCAGCCAAUCAGCAUCCGCGGCUGCCUUGUGGACAUCGCCUAUAGCGAGACCAAACGGAAGCACGCCCUGCGACUCACCACCCAGGACUUCUGUGAGUACCUGCUGCAGGCGGAGGACCGGGAGGACAUGCUGGACUGGAUAGAGGUCAUCAGGGAGAACAGCAAGACAGACAGCGAGGAACUUGGCUUCUCCAGACAGGCCCUCAUCAAUAAGAAACUGAAUGAUUACAGGAAACAAAGUCCAACAGGAAGCAAGCCCGACUCCUCUCCCAGGCUGUCCCGCAUGAAGCCUCCCUUCCUGCACGCCAACGCCGCUGCAGCGCCACGCUCCCCUAAACCAGAGGGCAAAGAGGAGAGCAGCCCGCCCAAGUCUCCGUGGGGAAUCAACAUCAUGAAGAAGUCAAAGAAGGCCGGGCCCAAAGCUUUUGGUGUGAGGCUGGAGGAUUGUCAGCCUGGUGUAAAGAACAAGUUCAUCCCGUUGAUCGUGGAGAUCUGCUGUGGUCUGGUGGAGGAGAUGGGUCUGGAAUACACCGGGAUCUACAGGGUUCCCGGGAAUAACGCCAUGGUGUCGAUGCUUCAGGAGCAGCUGAACAAGGGAGUGGACAUCAACCCUGCGGAGGAGAAGUGGCAGGACCUCAACGUCGUCAGCAGUUUACUGAAAUCCUUCUUCAGGAAACUUCCUGAGCCGCUUUUUACCAACGACAAGUACAACGACUUCAUUGAUGCCAAUCGGAUGGAAAGUGCGUCGGAGCGGUUAAAGACCAUGAAUAAAUUGAUCCGAGACCUGCCUGAUCAUUAUUACCACACACUGAAGUUCCUGGUUGGUCACCUGAAGACUGUAGCAGACAGCUCGGAUAAAAACAAGAUGGAGCCUCGUAACCUGGCGUUGGUGUUUGGUCCAACUCUGGUCCGGACGUCAGAGGACAACAUGAAAGACAUGGUCACACACAUGCCUGACCGCUACAAGAUAGUAGAGACACUCAUCCAACAUUACAUCUGGUUUUUCACUGAUGAGCUAGACAAGGAUGAAAAGACACCGGUGGACACAGAAGAUGUACAGCCUGCCCCCAACAUCGACCACCUGCUGUCCAACAUCGGCAGGACCGCUCUGCUCGGGGAGGCCUCAGACUCAACCAACAGUGACUCAGCCAAAUCAAAGGGGUCAUGGGGGUCAAAGAAGGACCUCACAGCGAAGGACUUCCUAGCUCUGUCCAUCAUGUCCGCCGUGACGGGACGCAAGCGCAGAAAGCGCCAUAACGGCCGCCGCGUGGGCAGCAGCACCGACGACGACUCUGAGCACGAGCCGAUCAAAGUCGGGCAUCUAGGGGCCGAGGAGGAAGAGGAGGAGGAGGAGUCGCCCGUGGGGGACACUGCUCCUCGUGCGGAGGGAGAGGAGGAUGACGACGAAGAGGAAGAGGAAGAAGAAGAAGAAGACGAGGAAGUGGUAGAAAGUGGCGAGAAAGAGGAGGAAGAACAGGAGGUGGCUACAGUUAUUCCCAGUGGGCCGUGCUCUAAAGAGGAAGAGGAGGUGGGAGAGAGACAGACAGCGAUCAUGCUGCAGGAGGAAGAGGCACGGGUGGCAGUAAAGGGGCCACCGUGGCGGGCACCAGAGGAUGCACGCUCUAUUGUCUCUGGUUACUCCACCCUCUCCACGUUAGGGCGCAGCCUGGGCUCAGAGGGGAGGGGGGACGACGCGGACGACGAACACAGCGAGCUGGUGAGCGAGACGGACAAUGAGAGCGGCUUUGCUUCGCGCUCCGUCACUCAGGAGAGACCCAGUAAAAACCCGACCACACCCACGAGCACACAGCCACCGGCGGCGGUGGCGGCUCAACGCAGCUUCCUCUACACACACUACAAACCCCCGGUCCUCUCACCCACAAACCUGCUCGCCCCGCCCACGCCCCUCACACACACUCCAGACUCUGCGGAGAGGAAUGAAGGAGGAGCGCGCUCCACCACGCCCUCGUCCUCCUCCUUCUCCUCCUCCUCCACCACUCACAGACUGCACUCGCGGCCUUCCUUUAACUCCCACAAACUGAUCCAGUGUGACACUCUGGCGAGGAAGAAGCUUAAGUCAGAAAAGGCCAAGGCUCGCUCUCUGGACCUGCUGGAGCUGUCUGAGACCACAGCGCACCGUGACGGGCCGUGCUCCGGCUCAGAAGACACACCCAGAGUGAGGCGAGACACUUCCAGAACCAACCCUUCCUCAGGCAGCAGUCAGGAGAGCCUCCGCCUGGCUCGGCUCAAUCCUUCCUUGCCACCCAGCGAGGCCUCUUCCUUCACUCCGACCGGUCCAGGAGGCAGAUCUCUGGCCGAGCAGGUCCGCGCUCGUCUACUCGGCUCGGCCGACGACCUGCGCAGCGUGGGGCUGCGGAAACCUCUGUCGCCUGAGACGCGAAGGAAGAGGCGGGCCUGGCGCAGACACACCGUGGUGGCCUCCCCGACCGAGACGUCCGACAAGAAAGCCCCAAUGAUUGUCAGAGAUUUCCCCUUGUCUCCUAUCAGUCAGAACCAGGUGAAAACACAAGGGCUGCCCCGGGACGCGGACGCUCUCGAACAUGGACCGGCCGCGCGCCAGGUACCCACAUCGAGAUUCCACCAGUAUCUGUGAUUCCUGUCAGCUGACCCCAGGCCUCUUGUUCCAGCAGAGCUGCUGACUCCCUGCAGGUCAUUAAACCAGCAGCAGUGUAAACAGAGAGUUGUGGUUAGUUGCCAGGAGCAACUCAGCGUACCAGUGAGCAGCCCACCUUUCUCUUUUUGAUAAGCUCCGUUUGCAUGGCGAGGGGCAUUCCAUUGUUGCCAAAGCUUUUCUUUUUCCGUUUUUCUUUCCUAUACGUGUGCUUUUAUAGAAAUAAUACAAGACAGAGACACAAACAGACCUCAUCACACUCAAUGUUACAGCCAAGAAAUGAUCUACUGAGUAAUAACUGAGCAUCCUUCCUGUUGUCGUCUCUCUCUCUCUUUCUCUCUCUCCCUCUCUCCCCCUCUCCAGUCUGGCUCAGCAACGACAUCAAUAAAUCACAGGGUUAAAUCCCUUCAAGUGAGCAGAGAAGGGUUUUCUGAAAUUCAGCCUUCCUCUGGAUCUUGAGAGAAUGGUGCUUUUUUUUAAAAAGUGGAAUUCCAAACGUUCCUCCAAACAAACACGAGUGAGCCAAAUGAGUCAGACUGUUACAAUUUGAAAAAGAAAAAAUAAUAAUAAUUGUAAAAUUAAAACUAUUUCAAGAGGGAGAUUCCUCGUUCAAUUUUUAUAUCAGUCUUCCUAAUGUUAUUGCUCCUCAGACCACAGACACUGUCAAUCUCUGAACAAUAGAUUACGUUAGAUAACAAAGACAAAACACACUCGUCUCUCUCUACUUGUUAAUAAUGUUUUAUGUGUUUUUAGCGCAAACAAUAUUCGUGACCAUGUCUGAGCGUGCAGGUGUUUGUGUUGAACAAUUUUGUAACAUUUGUACAAAGCCUUGUUAAGUUAACCCUGUAAAUAUUAAUAUUAUGUUAUCAAAUUUUGUUUUCACUUUUUUUUUUAAUUCUUUUUUAUGGUUUACAAAAAAGUGCGUACGUGUGCACAGUCAUUUCUUUCAAGAUGUUACUUGAAAUUUUUCCUUUUAAUAUAUUUUUUGUUUUGUUUUGUUUUAUAUGCUCUCUAUAUAUUAUAUAUAUAUUUUAUAUUAAAGUAAAAAAAAGGUAUGUUUAUUGUGAUUUCACCAUUUGGGUGUACCUGUUCAAAGGAGACGAGUUAAAACACGACUAAGCCUGUUUCAUAUUUCCUCGUAGAUGGCCUUUUCUCUUCGAUUCUCACCACUGUGCAGGAGACUCUUAUCUCGCGAGAUAAAGUCUUCUAAAUUUCCAUUAUCUGGUGACUAUAUAUUCAGCAGUGUUGCAUCAACAUGUAGCAAGAUAGAAAGAAACGUGAUCGGGUGUUUGUUCCAUGCUAUUGGACGGUUUGAGCCGGCAGCUCAGAGCCACACUGGGGUCGCUGACCUCGUGAUUUGUUUGUUGCUCACGUCUUGAGUGCUGCCUUCACACGUCUGCUCACACACUCACUGAGACAAAGUACAUCACUUUUUGUUAGAAUAGACGGAGACGAAGCCUGGCGGUGUUUAAUAGACUGUUAAAAUAUGGCCUUGUGCAUACAAACGGCUGCAUUUUCCCCACAGCCCCUGCAAUGGCUCAUCUGUCUGAACACUUAUUACCUUAAGGUUACACUGCGGCCCCAGUAAAUCAGUAAAUGUUACCCGACUGUGGAAAUGUUUCAUUUGAGGAGAUGAAACACAGAACAUCUGCUUGCAAAUGUCAGUUAGCCAUCAGAAAAUAACACAACCAGGAAGUGCAGCUUCCAAAACCACGACCAGGAGACAAAGUCAAGUGAAAAAAUAAUAAUAACGAUAAUAAUGAAUGAUGAGUUACGCUCUUGUCUUACCUCAAGAUUUUUUCUACAAGUGCCUGAUUUCUGGAAAGUCUUUUCGUUCAGCAGUGCCACGCUCGCGUCUUAUCUUUCCGUUUUCCUUUUGUCCGUUUCUGGGUCUCCUUUCUCCUCUCCUGUGGUCGAUGGUAGAACUAAGGCACUGUCCCAAAGAUGUGUACAUCAAAUACAAGUGGUCUGAGAGUAAAAUAAAAAAAUAAAAAAAGCACACUUCAAGCCAAGGACAUGCACUCCUGUCUAUGCACUCUCUUUGUCUUUAACACAGGCAUUAACAGCUAUUACUGAUGCUGCUCGGUGAGAAUAUGCAUAGUAUCCUCUCAGCUGCUUCUUCUCAACAAACUGAGACUGUGUCGCUUUGCCUAUUGAUCCACGGUGUGUGAAUAUGGUACACGUAACAAGCCCCGACCCUAAGUCUGCAUCGGGUCACGCCAGACAACAUCCCAAUUUCCGAAAAAGGUGAACCAACAGCCCACCUCGUCAGCGGCUGUGGCGUGUGUUGUCUGAAAUGUGAUAAACCUAAAAAUGUCUUCUUCUUGUAUUUUAAAGAAAAUAUCCUUCUUUUGUACAUACAACCUUAAUAUGUAACAUAUUGUAUUGUGUACAUUUGGAAUUGCUUUUUGAGUAUAAACUAAUAUGAAAAUUGACUGGACUUAAAGGUUGUCCACCUGAAAAACCAUUUCCCCUCAUGGCUGUGCUUUAAAGCAAGGUUAUAUGAUGUACAGUAAAUAAACAGAACUAUGUUUAAAAGAAAUUCUUCA
Solea solea (common sole) is the source of this 8588-nucleotide messenger RNA. It is a transcript of the gene arhgap23a, whose product is annotated as Rho GTPase activating protein 23a. NCBI's taxonomy places the organism in Eukaryota, Metazoa, Chordata, Actinopteri, Pleuronectiformes, Soleidae. The transcript is spliced from 24 exons. The record is from RefSeq and is a predicted model, not a curated record. Gene Ontology annotation, biological process: signal transduction. Gene Ontology annotation, molecular function: protein binding. Bases 487 to 6021 code for a protein of 1844 amino acids.